Messenger RNA from Orbicella faveolata, 1916 nucleotides. Its product is annotated as phosphoserine aminotransferase-like. Gene Ontology annotation, cellular component: cytoplasm. The record is from RefSeq and is a predicted model, not a curated record. Gene Ontology annotation, molecular function: O-phospho-L-serine:2-oxoglutarate transaminase activity; pyridoxal phosphate binding. Gene Ontology annotation, biological process: L-serine biosynthetic process. Lineage: Eukaryota; Metazoa; Cnidaria; Anthozoa; Scleractinia; Merulinidae.
UGAUAUGUUCUUUAUUUCCACUGUACUGAAGCGCCUAGGCGAAGCCUUACCUUAAAUCUUUUGGAUCAAAACCUCAGCGAUCUAACAAAAACUAACAAUGGCUGAUACACGUAAACGAGUUUUGAAUUUCGCUGCUGGUCCCGCCAAACUACCAGAAGAAGUUUUGGCAGAAGCUCAAAAGGAACUACUUAAUUAUGGAAACCUUGGAAUCAGUGUUAUGGAAAUGAGCCACAGAUCUGCACACUUUGCAAAAAUUGUCAAUGAGGCUGAGAGUGAUCUGAGAGAACUGCUUAAUAUUCCAGACAACUACAAGGUGCUCUUUCUUCAAGGAGGUGGCACUGGUCAAUUUGCGGCAGUUCCUCUCAAUUUGGCCAAAGAGGGAGGAUCUGUUGAUUACAUUGUUACUGGAGCUUGGUCAGCAAAAGCUGCAAAGGAGGCAGAGAAAUUUGUUAAGGUAAAUCAGGUUUUCAAGAAGCUGGACAAAUACAACAGAAUUCCCCCGCAGGAGGAGUGGAAUUUAAAUCCAAAUGCUUCGUAUGUCUACUAUUGUGCCAAUGAAACAAUUCACGGAGUGGAGUUUGAUUUUGUACCGGAGACAAAUGGAGUACCGCUUGUCUGUGACAUGUCCUCAAAUAUCUUGUCAAGACCUGUUGAUGUCAGUAAGUUUGGACUGAUCUAUGGUGGAGCUCAAAAGAAUAUCGGCUGCGCUGGAGUUACCGUGGUUAUUGUGCGAGAAGACCUGAUAACUAACCCUUCACCACAGUGCCCUGUUGUUUUUGACUAUAAGAUCCAGGCUGGAAUGAACUCGCUGUACAACACACCUCCUACUUAUAGUAUCUACAUGAUGGGACUGGUGUUCAAGUGGCUGAAAAGAAAUGGAGGAAUUCAAGAAAUCAACAGAAUUAACCAAAUGAAGUCAGACCUUGUGUAUGAACUCAUUGACUCUUCAAAUGGCUUCUACUGUGGCACAGUGGAAAAGAAGAGCCGGUCAAGAAUGAAUGCUCCUUUCAGAAUUGCUAGCCCUGAAGGAGACCAAGAGCUGGAAAAAAAAUUCAUUGAAGAAGCAGCUGCCAAAGACAUGAUCCAGCUGAAGGGUCACAGGUCAGUGGGAGGAAUAAGAGUGUCAAUGUACAAUGCCGUGAAACUUGAUGACGUCAAGACACUUGUGGAUUUCAUGAAAGACUUCAGACAACAAAAUCAAAAGCAGUAAUAAUGCCUCAAACCACAUUCUUGAAUAACAAUCUUCCUUAUCCAACAUUACACACCCGAAUACGAGCAUCUCUGAAAAAAGAUAUUAACUAAAAAUAUUAAUACAGAUGAAUUUAUUAAGUGCUUUGUACCUACAUGGAAACUUCAAAUCGAAACCACGAGUGAAUUGUGUGUUGCGUUGUGGUGUUGUCAUGCAAGUGGUGUUAAAAGGUUGUAAUAGAAAGACAAAGUAGUGAUAGGACGGGUUUCAUAGCCAUUUCACGAGUUGUUAAUAGAACUGUCGGUCAUGUAAGUUAUACUGGGCCUAGAAAAGAGUGAUAAUAUUUUUUUAGACAUUACAACAACCGUAUGAGGUUUUUGCGGACAAACUUGCAAACAAGUGCCGUGUUUGGUAAAUCUUCGUUUCGUGGAAGUAUUCGGAACGUUUUCCGAUUCUGAUCCUCCAAUCAAAACCCAGCGGGAGCACACACGGGUUAUCCGAAAGCGGUCGCUUCAGCAUACGCCGUGCAGUCCGUGGGUUUACUGAAACGUCACUUGAUUCACUGGACCGUGCAGUCGUGGUUAUGGUUGAAGUUGGAAAUGAGACGCUGUUUUUACAUGUAACUAAUUUAUUGACUUAAUAGUACGCUGUCGUACAUUGGUAAUGUGUACACGGCACCAGAAGAGUAUAUCUGAACUGAAUUAAACACCGGUUUUUAAGGUGAAAA